Messenger RNA from Copidosoma floridanum, 4592 nucleotides. RefSeq lists its product as uncharacterized. Gene Ontology annotation, molecular function: DNA-binding transcription factor activity; zinc ion binding; RNA polymerase II cis-regulatory region sequence-specific DNA binding. The record is from RefSeq and is a predicted model, not a curated record. Lineage: Eukaryota; Metazoa; Arthropoda; Insecta; Hymenoptera; Encyrtidae. Gene Ontology annotation, biological process: regulation of transcription by RNA polymerase II. Gene Ontology annotation, cellular component: nucleus.
AGUGCCAAUACCAUCGCUCACAUAUUAAACAGUAAACUGUCGGAUGUAGCUACGUGUUACUACUUAAAUUUUUACAGGAAACAAAGAAACUGUAUUAACCAUGUAGGUUAUCGUUAUUAACAACAGUCAAAACCCAAUAAUCUGUAUCAGCAUUGGAUGUACUGAAUAUUGUUAUAAGUUUGUACAUCCAUCUACCAGCCACGGAAUAAGUAAGUAUAUACUUGGCUGAAACCUCGACCUCAAAAAAGGAAAGUUCACGCUUUCACAGGCCACGCGCCAUCUGGAUAGUGCCUCUAUAAGAGUGGAUACGACAUUCUUAUAUCAUGUUAUUACGGUAAAUGAAUCUAGAUGUAGUAAAGAUGGGAGAUUUCUUAGCAAAUGUUGCUAAUUUGAAUAAGUCUAUUAACGCAAAAAGCAAUGUAACCCAUUCAAAAGUCUCCAAUCACGUGAAAGAAAAGUUUGUUGCCCAAAAAAUAAUAAACAUGAGUAGCCCCGACUUUAAAAAGGCUACUCCUUGUCUCAAGUUGCCUUCAAUAUUAUCACCAGACAUUAAGAAAAAUGUAGAAAUGUCUGAAGAGAUCAAACAAAAGUUCAAAAAAUACUGUCGUGUCUGUGCAGGAAUGAAAGUUCCAAUGAUUGACUUUUUCAGUGCAAAAGGUAAUCAAAUGAGAUUACUUCAGCAAAUACAACAUCUGGAGGAUAUUAACAAAGAUACUAGUUUAUCUACUCAAAUAUGUAUGGAGUGCAUCUGUGAAAUACGAGCAAGUUACAAGCUUUUUAUGCAAAUUAAAAAGGCUGAAAUGAAAUUGCAGUCCAUUUAUGAUUCACUCAAUAAAGUCUCAAAAGAGACGGAUAUUCAUGUUAAGAGUGAAGUUGAGUCUGACACAUCUGACUCACCAAGGAAACUGGAAAAUAUUGAAUCAAAUAUUAGUUAUGAUAGCCAAUCUUUCAAAAUGGAAAUGUUUGAAGAAACAGAUUAUGAAGAGCAUUAUGAUGAAGUUGACGAUACUUUUAAUGAAGGAGAUGAAGCUAUUUUUGAAGAAUUUGAUCCUAUUGACAUUUCUGAUGAACAAAAAUUCAAUGAACCGUCUUCGUCUAAUGAAAUUUCUUACAAAUUUGAUGAUUUAGUUAAUUCAUACACAAAAAUUGAUACAGAGGAAAAAAAUCAGUUUCUAGUUGUUCCAAAAACGAAGGAAACAGAUAACACUAUAAAAGUUGAAGAUUUUUCUUCACCUCCCAAUCAUUCACCUAAAAGGCCUAAUAUACUGAAGAGAAAGGCAAUAACGGAACACAUGAAUGAUGGUGAUCCUAAUAAAUGUAAAAAUAUAGAUACCACAAAAUUAAACAUGGAUUUAAGAGUGAAAAUUCCAAGACUCAAUUUAGAUAAGCCAAUCAAUGUAGACUCAAAAAAAGGAGACAUUAUUUACGUUACUGCAAAGGGUAAUAAACCUAAUGAAAUGCUUUUAAUUAAAGUAAAAAAAAUUGAAAAAAAUGAAAAGUCAGUAAAGCCUACUUCGAAUGUCGGUAAACCAAGUAAAAACGACAUUGAUGAACAAAUAGAGCUGUAUAAAAAAAGGAAAGCAGCGAUUAUGGGUGAUGUCUCCAAUUUGUCAGACAGUGUCAUCGAAAAUACAGAAGUAAGAAAAGGAAAGUACUUCUCAGACGAUGAAGAUAUCCCUAGCAACAUGAAGAAUUAUUUUACACAAAAGCGGCAUGAAGAUUCUAUGCCAACUUUAUCAGAUUCAUCCCAAGAUAUCAAACUUAAGCUAAAGUAUCCAGAUAUUGGAAAAAAAGCCUAUGACAAGGAUGUGUCGGAAGAAUGCAUCAAUAGAUUGAAGUCGAUCUUAGGUCAAAAGGAUGAGUACAUUAGUGAUUUCAUUAGCCAUUUGAGGCAACGCAAAAUCAUUAUAUCUCGUUUAAAAGAUGAGGACGUAAUCGCCCUGUACGAAGCAAAAAACAACGUUGUCAUCCAAAAGCCACAUAUUCCCGAAGAAGAGCCAGAAGAGGAUAAUACCGAUCCCUUUGAACCUCAGGAAAGUUUUGACUGCGACUUUUGCUUCGAAAGCUUCAAAUCUCUUGAGCUGGAAUUCGCGCACGAAAAGAAUCAUGAAGUAAAACUGAUGCAUUACUGUUUUGACUGCGAGACGGAGUUUAUCUCGUACAAAGCAAAACGAGCUCACAACGCGACGUGCAUUCACAAAGUUUUGUGCAGGUUUUGCGAAAUGGUGCUUGAUACCAAGGGAAAAAAACGCCAGCACGAACAGAAGCACUGCGACGAUGAGUAUGGACAGCUGUGCGACAGAUGCGGCGAGAAGUUCAAACAUCAAGGCACCCUAGAUCAGCACUUGAAAAUCAAGCACAUGAAGCUUGAAAAGGUCUUCAAGUGUCCGCAGUGUCCGAAAAAAUUUGCCUUCAGGACGAAACUGACCUUUCACCUAAAAACUGUGCACACGACUAGCCGCGCUUAUCUCUGCGAGGACUGUGGUUCGAACUUCAAGAACCCGGCGAGCUUGCGGCACCACAGGGUACGCAAGCAUCAGAUAUCAAACAACACGAAAGAGUGCAAAGAGUGCCACAAGAUGAUACUAGUGUAUAGCAUGUCCAAGCACAUGAGCACUCACAAAUCGUACAGCAUUCAGUGCGAGCACUGCGACAAAAAGUUCAAAAACACCUCGACGUUGAAGCAACACAUGCGGAUUCACGAGGACCAGAGGCAAUACAAGUGUGAUCACUGUGGUGUCGGCUUCAACCGCAGAGACGGCCUUAGGCUGCAUCUAAGGGUUCACGAGAAGGGCGAAAAUAGCAAAGGAAUCAAGGAGUGCUCGUGCCAGGUUUGCGGACGAAAGUUCCCGAAUCACUCGACACUAGUCAUCCAUCGAAACCGCGAUCACCGGGACGGCCGCAAUUACACUUGUAACAUUUGCAACAGGUCGAUGGUUUCGAUCCGAUCGCUGGAGUGGCACAUGACGCACAUACACAACGAAUCGUAUCCGAUAACGGAUAGCUCGGGCAUCGACGCCGAGACGAAGCGAAUCAUGUGCAAGCACUGCGACAAAACCUUCAAGACCGAGAUGAUCCUGCGCAAUCACGUGAAAAACACUCACAUCGAGAAGGAGCCCAUGAACUGUCUUGACUGUAAUCUGACGUUCACCUCCGAGGUGCGCCUAAAGCACCACAUGAUGAUUACCCACAAUCGGAUGGAGGGCACCUUGGGCUGUCCUCACUGCACCAAACGUUUCGUCAACCACUUGAGACUCAAGACCCACAUGAUAUCGCAUUCGGAGGAACGACCCUUCACCUGUGACGAUUGCGGCUUCAUGCUCAAGACGAAGAUUCAGUUGGUCAAGCACAAGCAGAACCGCCACAGUAACGAGCGUCCGCUCCAGUGCAAGUACUGUCCACAUACUUGCAAGCAAGUCAGUGCUCUGGUGUGCCAUGAGCGGACCCACACGAAUGAAAGACCUUACGCCUGCAGUGUUUGCCAGCAGAAGUUCAAGUAUCUCGGGGAUAGGAACAAACACGAGCGAAGGCACGAAUCUCUCGGUGGUUCUGGAUUCAAGAGGAUCAUUACGAGUAGGGAUAGUACUGGUGGUACGUCGAGAAAGAGGAACAGGAAAAAGAAAAAUCCGCUGCUCGUUGAGUUUGCCGAGCAAGGAGAUCAUUUCGAGGUUGUCAGCGAAGAGUACAUUGACGAAAAUGGAGUCGUGAGCAUUGAGUCCUUCGACCCGUCGUCAGAGAAUGCCAAACUGGACGGAGAAUCGACAGCUUCAAAUUCAAGAGUCUCCUUUGAGCAGGUUUACGUGGAUAACUUAGCUUUAACAGCUAGUAAUGACGAAGUGGCUACCAGAGAUGAAGACGUGGAAAAUCAGAUGGAGACGCAAAUGAUGUCCCAAUUGCCGCCUGUAACUGUCAUUCAAAUUGAAGAACAAGACGAAGCAGGAAAUGUUACUAUAGUACCGUAUACCUUAGUGGACAAUCUAUCAAGUCGUACGUCUGAUAUGCAAGUUAACGUACCUUCCACCUUGAUGUUACAGCGAUUGACGAACACGUCACUUCGCAAAAGUUAAUCGAUCGCUACUGCGUAGUGAAUUUAACAUUUACUGUAUAUGACAAUUGAUUAACAUGCUCUUUCUUACUUUCUGUGCAUUACAAAAUGAGAAGCGGAUUUAUUCGUUGUUUUUAAUAUACUUUAAGUGUGUGAAGUACGAUAAAUUAAAACUAUUUCGUUUUAUUCUGAAAAGUAUGAGACAAGAGCAAUCGAGUGAUAAAUUUUAAUAACUUAAAACUGUCCUUAUAAAUAAAAUCAUGUAAAGUAAAAUAGGAUUGAAAAGAUUGAUGAGUUAGAUGACUAUUAAGUAUACGAAAUAAUGUCGUAUCUUUCACAGAACAAAGUUUUUUUUGAUAAAUUAUAUAUACUUGGUUUAGCAAGUACUAGUUUUCACAAAAUAUCAUUAAAUGAAAAUUAUGAUAUUCAGGUUCCAGUUGUGUGAGAAAAUAAUAAAACAACACUUUAUGAGCAUGAAAUUUACAUUUAGAAAUUCAUGUAUUAUGUACAAUAACUGAUGAUUGUAAUAAAGAUUUAAAAAUACUUA